CUUUUUUUCUUCUUCUUGCAGUGAGAACACAGUGUGACAUUCUCUGUGGGCAAUAAAAUCCAAAACGAGCCUUCUGCUGGAGCAAACUCUCACUUUAUUGCCGAACAACAACAGCUCCGUGCAUUGGUCCACAGCUGCGGAGUGUCAGCGUCUGACGCAGCCGGAGCACCUAUCCGCGACAGGGACACUGACACCUGACCGCUCCGUCUCCUCACCCCGCCGAUCUGCUCCUCAUCACGACCACUCCGCCUCUGCAGUGCAACGACGGUUGCGUUUUAUGGAAGCGGAGCCUGUACAACUUGCCGUGGUCAUGCUGCCCCCCAAGAACUGCCUGCCGAGGAACUACAGCUGCAUAGCGGGGCUGUUCGGCAGCCUGGCGGCGGCCAACCCCAGGCUGGAAGAUGGGGAAGAGUUGGACAUGAUGAACGGUACGUGCGAGACCAUCCAGAACCCGGUGGUGGACGAGAGACCUCGGGGCAGAGAGAUCUUCCUGAAGCCUCCGCAGAGCCCCAAUCUGCGCCGCAGGUGCAAGUCCCUGCCGACCCCCACAGAGAGAGCAAAGUUAGAGAUCUGCCGCAGCAGAAGUCCCACCAAUCAGAAAAAAGUCCGUUUUGCCGAUUCUCUGGGCCUGGAGCUCAUUUCAGUGAAGCACUUCGAUGACACAGAUGUGCCAGAAGUUCCGGAGCGCAUUUUGGCUAAAUUACACAAAGGACCCUCUCACCUGAACCACAUGGACACAAAGUUCCCCAAGCCUCCUGCACAGUCCAUCUUCAUGGAGCUGCAGUUUACAAACCCAGGCACGCUGCCCGGCUUCGAGCAGAAAGUGAGGGAGGUGAAAGUGAUGCUGGAGAGCGUCGAGGCGGAUGAGUUCAGCCUCUCCGGGUUUGUGCGCGUCUUGAAUAUGGCUUUUGAAAAGAGCGUCUCUUUGCGCUACUCUCUGAACAACUGGAUCACAUUUAUGGACAGUUUGGCCUCUUAUGUCCCCGAUUCCAGCGACGGGGUCACUGAUAAGUUCUGUUUUAAGAUAGUCAUGCCCACCUACCUAGACAACGGAGGCACUCUGCAGUUUGCAAUCAAAUACUGUGUUGGCGGGGAAGAGUUCUGGGACAACAACAAUGGGAACAACUACAAAGUGCGGCACCACCGGUUCAAGAUGUCUCCUCCUCGGGAGUGGGAGAAUGGAUGGAUUCACUUUAUCUGAGCUCUGCAGUGGCACAUUGUGUGCGGAAUUUGUGCGUAAUCGCACCCCGGGUACCUUACUUAUGACCGUAGCCUGUUAAAAAAAUAAUUGGAUUUUUUCUGCCAUUGUCAGCUGUGACACAGAAAAUAUUUUCACAUGCUAUUUCAAAGAGUUGGCCCGCUAUGAUAGCAACACAUUGAGUGUGUAUAAGUGCAGUUGAAGCCUGGUAGGUCCCCGGUGUGGGAUGCUGUGAGAUAUUUUGCCUUGAUGUCAGGGCUCUGUACAGCCUGUGCCCUUUGGGAGGGCAUGUUCACGUUAUGUAAUGUAAAAACACGUGCCACGAAAGAAACGUGCCGGGCAAUGACAACUUCAGGCAUCACUGCUCUUUUCAGGAGAUGCUGUAAAUGUAUUUGAUGGCUUCUUGUUGCUGCAAAAAAUGUCAGUUGGUUUUGCAUGAGUGCAAACAUAUCAACCUAGUGUGAGGCAGACAGCAUCACUUGUUGGCUGAUGAGGACCCCAAACCAAGCACGUAGCAAACUCCUCUGCAGAUCUCCCUCAGACAGGAGGCAACACACACACACUCAUGUCUUACAUAGUUGACAGACAGCAGCAUGGGGAAGGUUAUUUUUAUAAUUCAAAGUAUAAUUUCCUUCUAUCAUGCCAUAAAAAUGCCUUAUUCUAAGCUAUGACGUAGGAAGUUUCACACUGAAUAUUAGACUUGAAUAGAAUAAUGCAUUAAAUGAAUAUCAUCAUGAAAAAAGUCUAAAUUCUAACUGCAUAUUCAUGUAGCACUAAAUCAUAAAGGCUUUGCCUACACAGAAAGUGAUUCAGCUUUCUUCUGUUUUUUGGGGAUUUGCUGUUUUAUCUGAAUGAGCUCCCUCCACAUGCAAAUUCUAUUUAGUGGCUGUCUGAAAGGUUAAAUUUACCUCAGAUCAUUUGUGCACCUUUUCUCCUCCUCUUCAGGUUGAUCCACAUAGAGCAGAUGUAAUUAUUUUCUAACUGAAACAAUAUUGUACAUUUUCAGAAUUAUAGUCAAAGCAUAUUCAUUUCUAAGGUUCUUAAUUGCACUCUGUAGCUCUACAAAGUAGCCAUUAACCCGACGACUGUGUUCAGCCAGCCUCUGCUCCUGUAAAGGUUCGCGGUAGUCGUUACUGUGCAAGAAUAGUGCUGCUCCUUAUACAUGACCAAAUGGCUUGAACCACCUCUUUGGCUGACGUUUGCGUUCUUAGACUGCAAACCGUCUUUUUGCUUUAUUUCUCUACUUGACACCCUGACUGAUGUUAUACAACCAGCCUGUCCUGCAUCUGUAUGUUGUUAAUUAUUUCAGUGGUGAGUAGUCUUACAAACCCACUUCAUUUAUUUGUACUCUGUAAGUGUGCAGAAAGUUGAGACUCCAGCAACUAGAGCAGGGUGCUUAUAAUUCCAGCGCUCUGACUGUAAUCUCAACAUCACUUUUGACUUUGUUUACAUCACCGUGGCCGCUGAGGAAAGCUCUCCGUUUAAUGAGGACAUGGGGUUGGGAUGUGGACCAUUCCUGUAACCACUUAGCUUUUUGGAGCAGAUCCACUGUGAAUCCAUCAGUACUGUUUGUCUCCAAAAUUGACAUGUCUUGUGUUAGGACGACGAUGCUAUACCUGAUGAUGUUGAUUAGUUUUGAUGAGAUGAGAGCGCAACAGAUAACAUUUGCUACCAUUCACUAAACUGCUUUUCUCCAAUCUCUUCAUAUAAAAGGUGUAGUCAUGUUGUUGAAUCACUGGGUAUUUGCAUAUCAUCUGCUUUGGUCUAUGUAAAUGUUCAAGCGUCCGUGCAGUGCUAUACCAGAAAGCAUGAAUUAACCUGGCUGAGGCAACUAAUGUGGGUACAUAGGGAUGCAUCAAUACCAAAUUUGGUUCUGUCAGCCGACAAUGUAGUGUUCUUGUCUUUGUUUUCUUUCUUUGUUGAAUUAAGCUCUCAAAAAAGUGAAAAUAUUACAAUUCCACCAAACUGAGAAAGCAAUUCAGUAUUAUUUAAGUGUUGUUUACACUCAACAGUGUUGGGUACUAGUGCUCCACUUUGGCCUGGUGAAACACACAGCUGCUGGUAUUGGUGCGUCUCUAUACAAUGAAUACAACGAAGGGCUUCUGGUCUGAUUCGAUUCUCACCUCAGUGUGUACAUAACAGUUUGCAUCAGAACUCACUGAUAUAUAGAUAUGUGUGUUAAUGUUUCAUAUUGAAUGUCUUCCUAUUACUGUUCGGUGUUAUGUGUAUUUCGAAGCAUUUUAAAAACAGAACUGAGAGGUAUGAAGAGUCAAAGUUUGUCAUUUUGUUAAGUUGUAAAAUAUAUAUAUUAAAGCACACUUACUAAUUUAAGUUGUCUUUAGGGACAUUUGAAAUAAGGCCAGUGUUAGAAUGGAAAAUCAAACUGAUAUUUUGUCUCAAAAUGUUUCAACAUAAAGAUAGAGAUUUUCCUUGAAAUGUACCAAAAUGUGAGCAGUGUAUCUGAAAGAAAUUCAUAUAUUGGAUAUCCUGUGUGCACGACUCUAAAUGUACGCUGCCUUACUAAACUGAGAGUUCACUUUGUGUAAGAUGGAAGAUAGCAAGUGCUUGUUUGUUUGGAAAGAAUGUGAUUGCAGAACUUGUGAGCUCUGGACAUUGAUGGGGGACAUAUCAGGACCGAGUUGCACUUUGGUGUUUGAUAACUUUUGGCAUGAACGACCUAUGAUUGUAGCUGAUACUGAGUAGACUCGGUCAAAGCAGGUCUAAUGCACUGAGAAGAAGGAAAGAGGUGUGAUGUGUAUAUGAAAGCUUCUUCUGCGAAUAGCUACUGAACAAAAAUGUUCUCCAUGUGUCUUAUUGUACUGUUCUUUUCUCUCACAAUGUAAAGUCUAAUUCACAUCUGUUUAAUUUCUAACAUUUUUUCAGCACUGAGGGUUUUAUCUUUGCUUUCUUGUCAGUGGGAUUUUUGUUUUCUGUAAUUCCUAUGCAACCCUUUUUGCAUUGUAACAUCUGUGAAUUUUCACCAUGUUUGCAUGUACAACUGAAAAACACCUAUAUUUCUCAGUUUAAAUUUUAAUGUAGCAAUUAUUUUGUUAAAACUAUGGUUAAUAAAGACAUUUGUGAUGGAAA
Messenger RNA from Acanthochromis polyacanthus (spiny chromis), 4285 nucleotides. RefSeq names its product protein phosphatase 1 regulatory subunit 3E. Gene Ontology annotation, cellular component: protein phosphatase type 1 complex. Gene Ontology annotation, biological process: regulation of glycogen biosynthetic process. The transcript has a single exon. Bases 278 to 1201 code for a protein of 307 amino acids. Gene Ontology annotation, molecular function: protein phosphatase 1 binding; glycogen binding. The record is from RefSeq and is a predicted model, not a curated record. Lineage: Eukaryota; Metazoa; Chordata; Actinopteri; Pomacentridae.